This is a messenger RNA of Drosophila obscura, 1820 nucleotides long. Its product is annotated as maltase A3. Bases 25 to 1764 code for a protein of 579 amino acids. NCBI's taxonomy places the organism in Eukaryota, Metazoa, Arthropoda, Insecta, Diptera, Drosophilidae. Gene Ontology annotation, biological process: carbohydrate metabolic process. The record is from RefSeq and is a predicted model, not a curated record. The transcript is spliced from 5 exons.
CAAUCGUACCAGCUUCAGUUAACAAUGACUACUUGUACAAGCCUAUUACUGUUGAUCGGCCUUGGCCUGCUGGCCGUCGAUGCGGCCACUCCCUGGUGGAAGACAGCCUCGUUCUAUCAGAUCUAUCCGCGAUCCUUUAAGGACACCGAUGGUGAUGGAAUCGGUGACUUGAAUGGCGUCACAGAGAAAUUGGAAUAUCUGAAGGAGAUCGGCGUGACGGCCACUUGGCUGUCGCCGUUCCUCAAAUCCCCCAUGGCCGAUUUUGGUUAUGACAUUUCCGACUUCAAGGAAGUGGAUCCACUCUUCGGCACCAUGGAGGAUUUUGAAAACAUGGUCGCCCGUGCCAAGGAGCUGAAUGUGAAGAUCAUCCUGGAUUUCGUGCCCAAUCACUCCAGCGAUGAAUGCGACUGGUUCAUCCGCUCUGCUGCUGGCGAGGAGAAGUACAAGGACUACUACAUCUGGCAUCCCGGCUUCGUUGAUGCCAACGGGCAGCGCACUCCCCCCACCAACUGGGUGAGCGUGUUCCGCGGCUCGGCCUGGGAGUGGCAUGAGGGCCGCCAGGAGUACUUCCUCCACCAGUUCCACAAGAAGCAGCCCGACUUUAAUUUCCGUAAUCCUGUGGUGCGCGAGGAGAUGAACGAUGUCCUUCGCUUCUGGCUGGAGAAGGGUGUGGACGGCUUCCGCGUGGACGCCAUCUACCAUGCCUUUGAGAUUGAGGCGGACGAGAAUGGCAACUAUCCCGAUGAGCCCCGCAACGAUUGGACCAAUGACCCCGAUGAGUAUGGCUACACACACAAAAUCUACACCGUGGAUCAGCCAGAGACCCCUCACUUGGUAUACGAAUGGCGUCAGAUCCUGGAACAGUUCCAAGCCGACAAUGGUGGCGAUGAGCGCAUCCUCAUGGUGGAGACCUGGUCCCCCAUUGAGAUCGUCAUGGACUACUAUGGCAAUGCCACGGCCGAGGGCGCACAGAUACCGUUCAACUUCCAGUUGAUUAGCAACCUGCACUACGACUCCGAUGCCUAUCACUACGAAUACCUGAUUAACAACUGGCUGAACCAGAUGCCAGCUGGCAAGAGCGCCAACUGGGUGAUUGGUAACCAUGACAAGAACCGUGUAGGCUCCCGCUUCGGUGCCGACCGCAUCGACCUCUUCAACAUCCUGCUGCUGACGCUGCCUGGCUGCAGUAUAACCUACAACGGCGAGGAGAUCGGCAUGCUCGAUGGCUACGUGUCCUGGGAGGACACUGUGGACCCGCAGGCCUGCAACGGCUACGAGGAGACCUACAUGGACAACUCUCGCGAUCCCGCACGUACCCCGAUGCAGUGGUCUGACGAGAAUAUGGCCGGCUUCACCACCGCAUCGAGCACUUGGUUGCCAGUGGGCGGUGACUACGCCCACGACAACGUGAAGUCCGAGCGCGGAGUCUCUCUCAGCCACCUGAACAUCUUCAAGCGGCUGCAGCAGCUCCGCAAGGAGCCCACCAUCGAAGAGGGCUCUGCCGAAAUCAAGGCCGUCAACAACUACGUCCUGGCCGUCAAGCGUUACCUGAGCGGCAACUACGUCUACAUUUCGCUGUUCAACGUUUUCGACUCCAUCGAGAAUGUGGAUCUAACGAAGGUGUUCGGUGGACUUCCCGCCAAAUUCCAGUACGCCCUGGUCACAGAUAAAUCCAUCAAGCAGGUGGGCGAUCAGAUCUCGGCUAGCAGUGUCACCCUCAUGCCCCACGAAGCCAUUGUGCUGCGGUCAACAACUAUGGUUUAAUACAUAUGUACACAUAUGUAUGUACUUGCUUUGUUCAAUAAACAUAAUGCUCCACA